GUGCAGCACAAUAACAUCCGGCGGAUCUACAGAGUGGACGGGAGUGAAGUUACAGAGACGGUGUUGAUGGUGUUGAUGGUGUUGACUCAUGAAUCAUGUGUGAAGCUGCCUUAGAGGAGGUCUCCGUCUUGUCGUCCAUUUACUGCGGAGAAGGAGAGUUCCAGCUCUUGGAGCAGUCUGCUCAGGAUGGACUCCUUGUCCAAAUUAACAGCACCGUGCUGGGAGCGGGCAGGGACACGAGUCUGUUGUUCCAUCUGCACCCGGGUUACCCCUCCUGUCCCCCCGACAUCUCUGUCUCCUCCACCGCUCUCUCCAGGACCCAGUGUCACGACAUCAGACAGAAGCUACUGGACCAAGCUGCAGCUUUACCAGCAGAGCCAAUGGUUCACGAGCUCGUAGAGUGGUUACAGCAGUGUGAGGAGGUGAAAGAGGAGCAGAGUAGAGGUGAAGAGGAGGUGAAAGAGAGAUGGACUGCAGUGCUGUCGUUGGACCACAUCCGGUCUAGAAAUCGUUACAUCGGGCUCCUGGAGCGCUGGAGCCAGCAGCUACAGCUGACUGUGAUUUUAUUACUGGGACGACAUAUACUGGUUAUUCUGCAGGGAACCAAACCCGGCAUCAAGGAGUUUUAUCACCUGUUGAAGACAGUAAAGGUGGAUGUGGAUUCUUCAGGCAAGAAAUGCAAGGAGAGGAUGAUGAAGGUUCUCAUUGAAACCCCUUUGUCUUGCUCCUAUGAACAUGGUCUCCAGAGAUUUGAGGUGAAGGAUUACAAGAUGUUACCAGAGCUGAGUGCAGCCUUUCAGGAACUCCACAUGACAGAGCUUUACGACCAGAUACUGCCUUCGUUGGGUGACUUGACAGCACACAGGUCACCACAGUGACAAAUCCAGAAUCGACAAGCAAAGCUUGACUGAGGAAUCAGUCAAAGACAAAAAGGCCUCACCCCCUUUUUCCCAAUACGCAAUUACAGCACAACACUAGCUGGGCUGUAUCAUCACAACUGACACAAAGGUACUCUGAUGUGAAAAACAGGGAAGGUUUCAGUGUUGCUGCAGUGCACAAAAUGGACGUCAAGUUCAUUUUCUGUGCCAAACAUCAAUCAGGGGUAAAUAAUUAGACGAAUGUUACUGAUGCCAUGACAAAUCGUUUUUAGAGCAGACAUUAAGACUUAUUAGAGCUCAGGUGUUGGUAACAAAAUCAGCGAUGGCUCUGUUCUAUGAAGUUGUGCCAGUAAACUAUGACGGUGGCAGUGAUUUAGCAUUAACAUCACCAGGACUCCAAAAACUGGAGUAACUAAAGCCAACAUUCACUCUGCUAUCAACAACUUACCACAACGAUGUCAAAAUGGUUCCCAUGAUCUGAAUAUAUUCUAUUUAAAAAUAGAAGAAAUUUCCCUAUAGUCAGUGAAAGUAUUUGAUGUAAAAGUGCUUUUGAUAUCGGACGAAACACUUUGUCUGCAGAAUUCCAUUCUGCUGCAUGCAACAUCUAGUGAAACAGAAAGCUCAGACAUGAAUUAACAUGGAAACAUGGAAUUCAUAGUGAAGUGGAUUAUAUGUGCUUUUAUGUACAAAGCACUGGGGGAGAAUAGAGAAAGUUCAACACUAUAUAUCAAAAACAAAUGGGAAUUGGAGUUAAAUAUAGAAAUCUCAGAAGAUGAUUGGUAUAGAAUGUGUAUGACACAAUGCACUACCACUGGCUCACAGACAUGGAGAGAGUUCGGCUGGAAGAAUCUCAUUAGAUUCUUUAUAACCCCUCAAAUCAAGAGUAGACAACCAUGCUGGAGGCUCUGUGGUAGCCAAGCGGCUAACCACACACAUGUUUUCUGGAGCUACUCGAAGCUACCACCUUUCUUGUAUACUGUAUAUACAAUUAUAAAUGACAAUGGGUUCUGACAUUCCGAAUAACUGUGUUGUCCUGUACUUAGGGAACAUUGAAGAUACUGUUCAAAUAAAAGAGAAGUAUCUGAUUAAAAGUUUACUCAUGGCUAGCAAAAAAGCAAUAACUAGAAACUGGCACAAAACUGAACCCCCAGGGAAAGAACACUGGUCUGAAGUUAUCCAGGAGAUUUAUGCAAUGGAAAGGUUAACUGAAAAUUAAAAUACAUUUCUUUGACAAGAAAUGGAGGAAAUGGACCAUCUACAUGAAGAGUGAUGCCAACAAUAUAUGCAUGACUGUAAAGGAAAAUGCCCCUCUGCCUGUAUUGCCCCUGACUAUGUAGGUUUUCAUGUUUGUUGAGGACUGCAACUAUUUAUGAAAAUCAAAUAAAAAAUAAAGUAUUUGCUUAAAGUUAA
Molecule: messenger RNA, 2288 nt
Organism: Hippoglossus stenolepis (Pacific halibut)
Lineage: Eukaryota; Metazoa; Chordata; Actinopteri; Pleuronectiformes; Pleuronectidae
Gene: rwdd3
Product: RWD domain containing 3
Exons: 5
Coding region: 96-878 (260 amino acids)
Biological process (GO): positive regulation of hypoxia-inducible factor-1alpha signaling pathway; positive regulation of protein sumoylation
Molecular function (GO): protein binding
Source: RefSeq, a predicted model, not a curated record